Molecule: messenger RNA, 280 nt
Organism: Oppiella nova
Lineage: Eukaryota; Metazoa; Arthropoda; Arachnida; Sarcoptiformes; Oppiidae
Source: the annotation of a GenBank genome assembly
GUUCAGAAUAGCUCACGAAAAGGGAAGAAUUCAGUUCUUUAACGUUCAAAUAGAUCCCUACUCCACAUCAACCCUAUGGAACUGUGUGUUUGGAAUGGGAAUCAUGUGGUCGGGAAAUUACGCGACGAGUCAGACAGAGGUUCAGAGAUAUUGCAAUGUGGUCUCAGAAGCAAAGGCUAAAUUGUCCUUGUACGUGAAUCUGAUUGGAAUGAUGCUAUUAAUCAGUUGUGCCUGCUUAUGUGGUGUAUCCAUAUUCGCUUACUAUAGUGGUUGCGAUCCC